Messenger RNA from Ctenopharyngodon idella (grass carp), 4861 nucleotides. RefSeq names its product fibronectin leucine rich transmembrane protein 1b (gene flrt1b). Gene Ontology annotation, molecular function: protein binding. The record is from RefSeq and is a predicted model, not a curated record. NCBI's taxonomy places the organism in Eukaryota, Metazoa, Chordata, Actinopteri, Cypriniformes, Xenocyprididae. The transcript has 3 exons. The coding region runs from base 723 to 2870 and encodes 715 amino acids.
GAGAGAGAGAUUCUGUGCGCGCUCGACGGUCACAGCGAGUCUGACUGACUGAAGAUUGAGACGGCUAAAACACAGAGAACGGGGAAAUUCAAACCCAGUGAAAAAAACACGAUAUAGAAAAGAAGAAAACAAACAUUUCUCUGAAUUUAAUCGAAGGAAAGAUGCCGUUUACCCAGACUGAGGUAACACGGUGUCAAAGAUGAGGGGCCACAACAUCCCUCUGUUCCAUCUAUUCUCAUUCAAGAAAACACAAUCAACAUGAUGUCAACUUUGAUGGACACACUGCAACUUAAAUACACAUCAUCGGCUCGGAUAUUUUCUUGCUGUAUGGAAGUGAUGAAAAUUUUGGCUGCUUCUAUUGAUUGACACUGGAAGAAAUUCCAAGGGUUUUUCUGGUUGACGUUAUGCUUAUUUCAGUGCCUACAAUUCAUAGAAAUCCAACAAUAAAGGGCUGCAAUUUUCAUUAGUCAGUGAGGUCAAAGGACUGAGGAUCCAGAAGAAAGACCUUGAGCUCUUUAUCAAUUUCCUAUCUUAAAUCAAGAGGACGAGUGACACCACUCAAACCUACCACCCAAAGGACAAUGUGAGAUACCCGCUAGAUGGGCUUGUGAUUGGAAGCAAAGAAGGGAAAGAAAGACCCAACUACAGUGACCAAGAAUACUGACUUGAGACAUUGGGUUAAACUAAGUCUGCAGAGAGAGUGGGGUACAUUGCCUGGAAUUAUGGCCACAGAGAGCCUUGUUGAACUCCGCGAUUGGUUGUUCCUACUUCUUCUAUGCCUGACAUUACUGGUUGAAGUCCUUGAGUUUGCCGCAGCAACUGCUGCCGCCGCUGAGGCAGCUCUCGGGGAGGCGGAGCUUCAGGGAGACGUGCCAUGCCCCUCAGCUUGCAGGUGCGAUGAUGGCUUCAUUUAUUGCAAUGACCGUGGCUUGAGCAUCAUCCCUCCAUUACCAUUAACGGCAGCUGUGCUCUAUCUGCAAAACAACCGCAUAGACAAUGCCGGGCUACCAACAUCUUUAGAGCGACGACUGACUGUGCGAGUAGUUUACCUUUAUGAUAAUGAACUUGAUGAUUUUCCAACACAUCUGCCUCCAUCGCUACGGGAACUUCACCUACAGGACAAUAAUAUACGAACUUUACCCCGUUCCGCUCUUGCACGGCUCCCCCUGCUGGAGAAGCUUCACAUGGAUGACAAUUCAGUUUCAACCGUAAGUAUAGAAGACAAAGCAUUCGCCAACAAUCCGAGGCUGCGUCUUCUUUUUUUGUCACGCAACCACCUCUCAAGUAUACCAUCAGGACUGCCUGCAUCACUUGAGGAACUCCGACUAGACGACAAUCGGAUUUCAACUAUUCCAACGCAUGCAUUUCGAGGUCUCUCCUCUCUAAGACGCCUCUUCCUCGAUGGAAAUCUGCUGGCAAAUCAACGAAUCGCAGAUGACACAUUCUCACGGCUGUCUAACCUCACAGAGCUUUCUCUGGUUCGUAACUCGCUCCAGGCACCACCAUUGAACCUUCCUAGUAUGCACCUCCUUCGGCUCUAUCUACAGGACAAUGCCAUAGCCCACAUGCCACGAGGCUCCCUGGAUGGCAUGCGAAGACUACAGAAACUGGACAUAUCAGGUAACAACUUAACGACUCUUCCGAGGGGUUUAUUCAAGGAUCUAGACAGCCUUUCACAAUUACUUGUCCGAGGAAAUCCCUGGUACUGUGGCUGUAACCUCCGCUGGCUUCAUGACUGGUUGCAUGAGCGAGGUUCAUCAGUGACCGUGAGAGGUUUAACUUGCCAUGGACCAGAGAGACUAAGAGGCAUGGCACUAAGGGACCUUACCAGUCAAUUAGCAGACUGUGAGAUCAGUGUAGAUACUGCAGGAGGAAUGGCUGGAAAUGAGGGAGCAAAAAAAGAGAAAGGUUAUUUUCCAACACAGCCACCAGUUACAACAACCCCUCCACUUCCACAGGGUUCCCUCUUUACCCUCAGAUCCAAACGACCAGGACACAAGUAUUCUGAUAUGGGCCAGGACAGUCUUGGGGGUGGAAAUGGGGUUACUGGUAAAUCAUUACUAAUCAGUGUAAAACCUCUCACACCAGAGACAGUCCACAUUACCUGGCAGGCUGCACAGCCAGUUCCCUCCUUCAGACUUUCCUGGUUGCGACUAGGGAACAGUCCUGCAAUGGGGUCAAUCACAGAAACACUUGUGCCAGGGGAUCGCCGUGAGUAUUUACUUACGCAGCUACAGCCCCAGUCAAGUUAUAUCAUCUGCUUGGUGCCUCUCUCUGGAAACGAUGGUAAAAGAACCUCUUUCACAGCAACUGGGGGGUUAAACAUAAACACAAACUCAGAGCAUGAGCAUCCUGCUUGUGCCAAAACAGAGACGGAUCCCCUAGAGCAGCCUAUUUCAGACCAGGACAGCGAUCGAGGAACAGACCAACUGUCAGCACUACCACUUGCUGGGAUUAUUGGAGGUGCAACAGCAUUGGUGUCUUUGUUCUUAAUUUUUGGCAUUUUCUGCUGGUAUGGACACCGUGCAGGGUACCUUACACCAGGUGAUCAUUCUAUAUACGGUAGAGAUGUAGUUGGAUCAAGAGGUGCCAGCAAACAUUAUGAUGACUAUGUUGAGUCUGGAACCAUAAAAGACACAUCAAUCUUAGAAAUCAGGGCUCAUGGCUUUCAAAUGACACCAAUGUCUGCCCAACAGCCUUUGCAGCCCAAGGCAAAAGUUGAGGAUAUGACAUACAUCCAUACUAUCUUUCCCUCUAAUAAUGCAAGUCUAUAUAGGAGCACCCUAAACCACACAGGAAAUCCAGGCUAUGGAACAAAUCGAGGGUACAGAGGAGGGGGAAUACCAGACAUAGAUUAUUCAUACACGUGAUAGCCUUUUUUAUAACCCCCUGCCUAUUCUGUUCCUGUCUUCAGGUAAAGCAGUUGGGUGAGGGUUCUUUUCCCUUGGUUCUAAAGUAGGGGUGUGCCGAUUCUAAGGGGACCAUUUAUCCCCAUUUACCAUACACAAAAUGUUAUUUCUGGAUAGAUUAGAUUUUUUAAAAUCAAAAUAUUUAUAUUUAAAAUGGCAUAGUUUUCAUACCAUUGGAGCAUCGGUGUAACAAAAAUCAGGCUUCUGCCAUUUGAAUUGCAUCUUUUAGGACAUUAAGUGAUGUUACUCCACAUACAGGAAAGAAAACGAUUCACUGUUCAAAAUCAGGAUUUAAAAAAGCUAAAUAGACCGUGUCCUGCAGACACUACAUAAAUGAUUCAAAACAUUAACAUGGUUACAUAAAUUUGUUUAGAGUGGAACACUUCGUGAUAUGUGAAUGAAACAGGUUUUCAUUCGGCACACCCCUAUUCCAAAGUACCCUUUGUGCCUCCUUUAGUCUGUUUUCAAAACAUUGUUCUUAAUGGGCAAAAAGCCCUUUGGAACAUGCUUAAAAUACCUAUAAUAGUCAGAAAGUGCCAGGGAUACCACUCUUGGUGUUGAUGUUAUCCAAUAUUCAGAUGAUAAUUGAAGCUGUUUUUGCAUCUUAGUACCAAUGAUUUAUCAGUGUCCUAAAACUAGCUCAUAUUAAGGGUUAGCAUGAUGAUGAUGAUGAUGAGAUCUGGGACCAGGUUAAUUUAGAUAUAGUUUUACUACCUGGACUUUACUGUGUACAUAUGCACUGGGAAAACUGAUGCCUUUCCGUUCUGGGGGAUACUGAUGACAAAAAAAAAAAAAAAGAAAAAAAUGUUUUGGGGGGUGUUAUUCAAAUUCGAAUUCUCAGUUCUCUCUCCCUCCUUUUAUGGGCUUUUCCUUUAUUCUCUCUAUUUCUUUUGCACGCAGCACGAGGACUUUGUUCCCAACACAGGGAGCUGACAGUGGUGAUAAUGGAUUUGACAAUGAAAGACCUCAAAUUGCUACUGGGUUUCUUUUCUUUUAAUGAGAGUGAGAAAAGUGGGGUAGAAGGAGACAAAAGGAAAGAGAAGGAAAGAGACGAAGGCAAAGAAAAAGGUUUCAUGCUCACAAAGGAAAUGUGUCUAUAGAAAAUAAGACACUGCAAAAAGUGGAUAUCUGAAAAAGUGAAUAUCUUAUGUCUGAAAAAGGGGAAAAAAAAAAUAUGUCCAUUCACUACAUGGUUUCAAGAACAGUCAAAUGAAAUUUACGAAGCUCACAAAAGUCAUCCGCUUUUAAAUUAUGAUGGAAGGUAUGACUUAAAAAUCGGAGGCAAUUUAAACUAAAUAGAAAGAGGCACUUAAAGACAAUCAUGAAUAGGGGAAAACCCUAAUUGAUGAAUUAACCUAAACUGGCAGGCUGACAUAGAUAACACAGUCAAUUUAGCAUGUAAAAAAAAAAAAAAAAAAAAGCAAACUAAAGGGCAGGGCUUGUUGAUACAGAACAUACCAGAGAAUAUCAUGGACACCAAAUCUAUUAAAGUAGAUGACAAAUGAUCAGACAACAUUUACACGUGUCAGCUCAUUACAAUCUUUGUGUGUGAAACGCUGAGGUGCAGGAAAAACAGAAAUCAGGGAUUAAUAAAAUAUGUAACACUGUGAACCUCUGCAUCUUGUGUGUGGGCUAAGAAGGAAGAGAGAGAACAAAGGUCUUUAACUGAUUAAAGACAAUCCACUUUUUUUCCACAGUCUGACUUUGUGUGACUUAAAUGCAGCAUUAGCCGGGAGAGUAGAAAGGUAGGAACACUAAAAGGAUAUCCGUACCGGAUCUGCAAUUUUCCAGCCUUUUCUGAUGCAUUUUAAAAGUGAACUAUUCAAAUAAGUAGUACAUGUAAAUCACUUCUUUCUCUCGUUAUAGAUAUGGAAUAUCAUCAUGAUGAAUAGUAAAUAAAGCUUGUUAUCUUUUUCAUUGACAUAUGUAUCAUUAAAAGUUGUGAUGAAACA